GCCCUGUUCUCUUUCUGGUCGGGCCGGCCGGUUCCGCGAGCGCCCGGCAGAGACCGAGGGGGAGAGAGAGAGAGAGAAAGAGGAGGGGAGGAGGAGGAUUCAGGGAGUAGGAGCUGGGGAGCCCUUCUGCGCCACAGAAAAUUUUCAAAGACUUGGUGAAGGAAGACUUUGUGGAUGAAGAAGACUUUUCUAAUAGGAAAACGAUCAAAAGCUGCAGCACUAUUAUACUGUAUUUGCUGCUUUUCCAGCAGCUUAGUUGAAGAAGAACUCUGCUGAUCUUUAUUUCCUGAUUCUUCUUUACUUCCAACUUCCAACUAAGACUUGUAUUUGGAGAUCUUUGUUGUACUGAGCCUGAGGAAUUCUUUGACACAUAACAAGAGCAUGCAUUUUCAAGUGUCAGUUAGAUUUGUGGAUCAAUAAAGUUCAUAUAAAAGGUAGUCACUUUUGCUGAUACCAUCCAGUUUUCAUAAUGUAUCAUUCCUUGUCUGAAACUAGACAUCCUCUGCAGCCAGAAGAACAAGAAGUGGGCAUUGACCCCUUGUCUAGCUACUCAAACAGGACUGGAGGCAACUCAAAUAAAAAUGGAAGAAGAACAAGUUCUACUUUAGAUUCUGAUGGGACUUUUAAUUCCUAUAGGAAAGAAUGGGAGGAACUCUUUGUAAACAACAAUUACUUGGCAACAAUAAGGCAGAAGGGGAUUAAUGGGCAGCUGAGAAGCAGCAGGUUCCGCAGCAUUUGCUGGAAGCUAUUUCUUUGUGUUCUUCCUCAAGAUAAAAAUCAGUGGAUAAGUAAAAUUAAAGAAUUAAGAGCAUGGUAUAGCAACAUCAAAGAAAUACACAUCACCAACCCGAGGAAGGUCGUUGGCCAGCAGGACCUGAUGAUCAAUAAUCCCCUUUCACAGGAUGAAGGGAGUCUUUGGAACAAGUUCUUCCAAGAUAAAGAACUCCGAUCAAUGAUUGAACAAGAUGUCACAAGAACGUUUCCUGAAAUGCAGUUUUUCCGACAAGAAAAUGUGAGAAAAAUUCUUACAGAUGUUCUUUUCUGUUAUGCUAGAGAAAACGAGCAGUUGCUUUAUAAACAGGGCAUGCAUGAGCUCUUAGCGCCUAUAGUCUUUAUCCUCCACUGUGACCACCAAGCUUUUCUUCAUGCCAGCGAGUCUGCUCAACCAAGUGAGGAAAUGAAAACGCUGUUGAACCCUGAGUAUCUGGAACAUGAUGCCUAUGCGAUGUUCUCACAACUUAUGGAAACUGCUGAACCUUGGUUUUCUACUUUCGAGCAUGAUAGUCAAAAGGGGAAAGAAACACUGCUGACUCCCAUCCCCUUUGCUAGACCACAGGACUUAGGGCCAACAAUUGCUAUUGUUACUAAAGUCAACCAAAUCCAGGAUCAUCUGCUGAAGAAGCAUGAUAUUGAGCUCUACAUGCACUUGAACAGACUAGAAAUUGCACCACAGAUAUAUGGGUUGCGGUGGGUACGGCUGCUGUUUGGGCGAGAGUUCCCCCUACAGGACCUUCUGGUGGUCUGGGAUGCCUUGUUCGCUGAUGGCCUCGGCCUGGGCUUAGUGGAUUACAUCUUCAUAGCCAUGUUACUCUACAUCCGAGAUGCUUUGAUCUCUAGUAACUACCAGACCUGUCUCGGCCUUCUGAUGCAUUACCCAGUGAUUGGGGAUGUACACUCACUGAUCCUUAAGGCUCUGUUCCUUCGAGAUCCAAAGAGAAAUCCAAGACCAGUGACUUAUCAGUUCCAUCCAAAUUUAGAUUAUUACAAAGCACGGGGAGCAGACCUUAUGAAUAAAAGCCGGACCAAUGCCAGAGGUGCUCCCCUGAAUAUAAAUAAGGUCUCCAAUAGCCUGAUUAAUUUUGGAAGGAAGUUGAUUUCUCCAGCAACAGCCCCAGGCAGUACCAGUGGCCCUGUUUCCGCAGGCAGCGGUGGCAGUUCCUCCACUGCUGUGGGUACCCCCAGAACCCUGGCAGAGAUCCCCCGGCAUCAUUUGCAGCAGCAGCAGCAGCAGCAGCAGCAGAGGCUGAUGAAAUCGGAAAGCAUGCCCGUGCAAUUGAACAAAGGUGAUGUAGUUACAGGAAGCAAUGCUCAGGUUUCUGUUCCUGUCCAGACUCUAACUGACCUCCAAGGACAAAGUUCUAAAAACAUCAGUUCAUCUCCAAGCAUUGAGAGUUUGCCUGGAGGAAGAGAAUUCACUGGCUCUCCACCUUUGUCUGCUACUAAAAAGGAUUCCUUCUUCAGCAACAUCUCCCGUUCCCGCUCACACAGCAAAACUAUGGGCAGAAAAGAGUCUGAAGAAGAAUUAGAAGCCCAAAUUUCCUUCCUUCAAGGACAGUUGAAUGACCUGGAUGCCAUGUGCAAAUACUGUGCGAAGGUGAUGGACACUCAUCUUGUAAAUAUUCAAGAUGUGAUAUUACAAGAAAAUUUGGAAAAAGAAGAUCAAAUUCUGGUUUCCCUGGCAGGAUUAAAACAGAUCAAAGACAUUCUCAAAGGUUCCCUGCGUUUCAACCAGAGCCAGCUGGAAGCCGAGGAGAAUGAGCAGAUCACCAUCUCAGACGACCACUACAGCGGUCAGGGCCAAGGCCAGGGCCAGAGUGGCCAGCUGCCCGGGGCCACCAAGCAGGCCUCUUCGGAAGUGCCCGGGCACGCGGAUGAAGGCAGCUCGGAGGACUUCAUCCUGGUUUCCAAAGAGGACGGGGGAGGCAGUGCCAGGGCGCCCCUCUCCAGCCAGGCCCAGCCGCUCCGCACCCUCAGAAGCACAUCUGGGAAGGGCGAGAGCCUGGCCCGCUUCCCGCUGGUGUUCUCCGACCCUCUGAUGGGCCCGGCCUCGGCCUCCUCCAGCAACCCCAGCUCCAGCCCCGACGACGACAGCAGCAGCAACAGCAAGGACUCCGGCUUCACCAUUGUGAGCCCCCUGGACAUCUGACACAGAGCCCCGCCGUCCCCCUCAGCAGCCUCAAGGCCCAGCUGAGGCCCCCCCAGUGGAGACCCCUCUGAAACCAGCGCUUCUUUCCCAGCAUGCAAUGUGGCAUCGAAGCCACCAUUCAGAACCUUCAGAGAAAAGCAAAUGAUGCCACAGAGCAUACAGACUGAUGGUCACCAAGACGCAGACAGGGCUUUAGGCUCUUCCCUAACCCCUGCCAUCCCCCUCCCUGAGGUAGAGCUGGGUUAAGGGUCCAGUUCCACACUGUUCUGUGCUCCCCAGCUAUGGUGUGGCAACUCCACCUGUUAUAACUGGAAGGAAGAAGAGUUGGUUUCCAGUCUCCCCUCCCUCAGAGCAUCCGGGAGAGAAAGAGGUUGAUAGCAAGGACACACUCUCUCUGGAAAGCUGUCUCGGCCGAGUUCCUUUCUCCUUUGGGCAGUCAUACAACAAAGCCCGAUGCAACAGAAAGGACCGGGGUUCCUGGGCUGGAAGAAAACAUUACUCACCUCUCAGUAGUUCUGGUGAUCUUUAGAAACUGGGUCUGAACUUAGGGCUCAGUUAGGUGCGGUGAGUUUAGGUUUUUUCAUUGUUAAAGGAUGCAUUUCCAGGCCUUAGUCCAGAUCCCUCUGGCCAUCCCUGCCCCUCCCCAAACAAUCAUGCUUCACCCAUGAAAACAAGGUCGCUGAGCCCCCUGGACAUCUGACACAGAGCCCCGCCAUCCCCCUCAGCAGCCUCGGAAGACGCUGAGCAGCCUGCCGGGGGGACUGGCUCUUCGGGCGUCUCCUCUGAGGUGGCGAGGCCUCUGGCAGUGGGUGCUUUCCUGGCAACAGGUGACGAGCUGCGUAUGAACGAACAGACACCCUCUCCAUCCCGCCACUGCGACCAUGGUUCCUCUACACCAGUGUGAUGGCAGGCCCUCCCACUCCUGCUCCAGAACAUGGUGGUGACUCGGGAGUCAGAGGGGCUCCUGAUUGGCUCUGCAGUUAGUUCUUAAACUCUAGCAGGGCCAUCUCCUAACACAUCAGCCUGCAGGGUGAGUGGUACUCCAGGUCUGAGAGGCGCUGGUGAACGCGGCCCGGCCCUGCGUGGUCCGCUCAACCCCUGUGCGGGGGACUCGCUGAGCAGGUUGCUGCCAGUGUGUCCCCUUGACACUUCCUGAGCUCGGAGGUCCCUCGGGGAGGGCCUGGCAGCUGUGCAGGGCCUGGCUAGGGAAGGUUCUAGAGUGCAGCGCUGUCCUCGCUGGGCCCAUGGAGCUGGCUGUCUCCUAGCGGCAGAGCAGGGUCGUCUGCUUACUCUCAGCCUUUCUUCUGCCUGAGAGCAGAGUGUCACUGGCCCCACAGUGGCCACCAGACACCACCCCUCCGAGGGGCUCUGGGCUGGUUCCUGCGUCAGGGUCCCUGAGACCUCAGCCCUGCCCGCAUGCAGGCGGGUCCUCCAUUCUGGGCUUCCAUGUCGGUGCCACCCGAGAGCCAUUGGGGACCCUCAGAGGCAUUGCUCCUGUGGCCCCAGCAAACUGCUCACACCUCAGAGGAAGGAAACCCUUGGGGAGGGGAGGUGCAGACAACAGCCACCCUCUAACUCCCAUAGGGUUAUGGGGUCUGAGACUCGAAUUACUCUUAUCUUUUUUAAGUGACUUGUUUUUAUUCUUCAUAAUUGAGCAUUGUUUGCAUUUUUAUUAGUUGCAGUGCUGUUAAAGAAUUUAUGUUCCUUUUUAUUCUUUUAUCAGGUACUUACGUGUAAUGGCACAAUUUUAAAAUCCCGAAUAUAUUUUUUUUUCUUUAACAAAUGUGAUAAUCAUUGGAACCCUCUUGUGUUUUGAUUAUCAGCAGUUAAAUUUUAUAUACGUAAAGCUUAGAUUAAUUCUCAUUGUCAUCUACCUUUUUUAUACAUGCCCCUCCCUGUGUUCAUGCAUUCCUCUCUGAUCAGUGUGGAAAUCUGAGUGAGAUUAUAUGUGUACCUUACCUGUGGAGUUUCAGCUUAGAGAAAGGAAGUCCUGAUGACCUUGCCUCACCUUGUGUGGCUGCCAAGGGGUCAUACAGCACUCUGAACUCUUAGUUAUACUGGAUUCUCCCAGAGACGGCCUCCUGCGAGUAUCCUCCGCUAAGGGCAGUGGUGAGAACGAAGGUGACUGACAGUAAACCCAGCCUCCCCUGCAUACCACUGAGUAGGAUCUCAUACAUCAUUGCGGGCAGUGGGGAGGGGGGGGGGGGGGGAAUUGUUCGCCAUUAACAAGAACUAGAUGGCAAACAGUUAUAAAAUUCUGUGGCAGUUCUGUUGUCUCCUAAUGAUAACCUGCCAGAAUUGACCCAAAUUUAUUCUUUUUGUUUCUAUUGUAUUGUUUCUUUAAAAAGCCACCCCAGGGAUCAUUACAGAACAAGAGUGGAUGGAGGACUUAUUCCCCCACGCGGAGUGGCUGUCCUGUGGAGCCCACCACGCAGCCGCGCCAUCCUCCUCCCGCUGAUGUGCAUCUGCCCUGGCCCCGCACAGGGCCCAGGGUCCGUGGGGCGGGAGAGGCGGCCGGGAUGAACUGGGGCUGCAGCUGGCAAGCCAGGCUUCCUUCUCUCAGGCCAAAACCCUUCCUCAGUAUUCCUUUCAGAAGCUCUCUUUUUAUAGUGUUAGAGUGAAAUAUAAGGUUCCUAUAAACAGGCUUGAACCACUUUGAUGUAAAAGUUGUCAUAAUAAUUUUCUCACAAUGGCACAAUUCGUUUGAUUUAUGGGUACUCAGCCGUGCCAUUUAUAUCUAUUGCUUUUUUCUCAUUCAUCUUUAUGCUAUAACUCAUACUGACUUAAGAAAUGACUUAUCCUGUUGGCAGAGUGAUCCCAUUCACUACGGUUAUAAUAAAAGGCUAAUGUGGAAUGAGAA
Messenger RNA from Eptesicus fuscus (big brown bat), 5786 nucleotides. It is a transcript of the gene TBC1D5, whose product is annotated as TBC1 domain family member 5. The transcript has 24 exons. Gene Ontology annotation, molecular function: GTPase activator activity. Lineage: Eukaryota; Metazoa; Chordata; Mammalia; Chiroptera; Vespertilionidae. The record is from RefSeq and is a predicted model, not a curated record. Gene Ontology annotation, biological process: activation of GTPase activity. Bases 470 to 2926 code for a protein of 818 amino acids.